CCGUGAGAAAAGGACAUUGAACAACCUGCCAUGGGACUCGAUGCAGCCAUCUUCGGAAACUUCGUCCUGAGGACCAGCAUUGCACAGCUGGGCAGCAAAACCUUCUUCUUGAGCGCCAUCCUGGCGGCAUGGUGCCCCUGGGAAGGAAUUCGCAACCACCCAGACCGGCAAGUGCAGACCGUGCUCAUCCUGACAGGUAGCUAUCUCGCCUUUGUGCUGAGAAUUUGCCUGCUGAUCUUUGUUCAGGACAAGACAUGGCAAUUCUGUGCCUUCGACGCCAUGUCCUGCUUUUUCCUCUUUGCACUUGGCAUGAAGGCCCGCGUUGACUUGUCCAGCAGCGAUGCCCGGGAAGCCAGGCAGCGCUAUGCCAGCUCUAGUCACGGUGCGGAUGCGGCGGGAGGGGCACCCAGCGACCCAGAGAAGCCCAAGGAGUCCGGCUUCAGCGAGUGGAACACAGCAGCUUUUGGGUUUCUGCCGGCACCUCUGCCAGAGCAGAAAGAGGCGAAGACCACGCAGUAUGGCACCGAGACGCAGUUUGUGCCCUCAGACGGCGUCCUCUCCUCGAGGCCCAGUGACAGGAGCAUCUCCACGGUGCUUUCGCUGCUGUUGCCGCUGCUGCUGGUCUUCCUGAUGCAGGCAGACGACAGGGCGAUCAUGCUCUUGGUCCAGACGGGAAUUGAGGGUGCCGAUGCCAUCUGCGGCUCUUUGCUGGGCUUGCUGAUGCCCACGAUGCUCUCCGUCACGCUGGGCGUCCUUCUGGAGAAGACCCUGACUGACAGCAGGCUCUUGUUCACUGUCUCGAUCACGCUGCUCACCCUGAGCUUCAUCUCUUUCACGCAGGCCAUGCUGUACCUGGAUGCAGCCCGUCCUGUCCAGCAGAAGGCCAUGGCUCUGAUUUCGAUGUUUGCAGAGAGCUGAUUUACAUUCGGCAUCAUAUUCCUCAGCUUGCGGCUUUUGGCCCGUCGUGGUGCUAGACCUUCCCUGAGUUGCCUGAGGAAACUGUGAGGUGUCGUGAGAAAUGCCAGCGGCCAAAAUGCAGAGUUUGUAGGCUGCGCGCAAAGGGUGGUGGAAGCUAGAGAUUCCACAGGGACUAGACCAAAAAGCUGUUCUUUACUUCCCAAUGAAUCAUGA
Messenger RNA from Effrenium voratum, 1131 nucleotides. The record is from the annotation of a GenBank genome assembly. NCBI's taxonomy places the organism in Eukaryota, Dinophyceae, Suessiales, Symbiodiniaceae.